AUGUUGUUCGCUCAACAAGCUGAGAUAAAUAAAAUGUUUUUGUCUUAUUCUACCGAGUUGGAUAAUGUUAAAAAUAAACUUAAUUCUCUUGUUGCAAACAAUGUUGGCAAAAAAGUAAACGUUGACUCAGUAAUCUCUAACAAUGUAAAUAACACGUUGCCACCAGUUAAUCAAAAUGCGCCAGGAAUUUUGUGGGCGGACGUCGUGUCAUCACCCACUCUGGACGAAGCGUUCACGUUGGUGAAGCGGCACAACAAACGUCCACAAAUAUCGUCGGAUAAAAAUUUUGACAAAGAUGACCAGGAAUCAACAAUGUUCAGAGUCUGCAUCGAUAGCUCAGAUGUCGGUAAGAUGAAGGAUCCUGACAUUAUGUUGAAAAACAUUAUUGUGCGCGAAUGGCGCUUCAAUCAGACGAAACCUGAUGCUAAUACUCUGAAUAGAAAGUAA
Messenger RNA from Helobdella robusta, 447 nucleotides. RefSeq lists its product as hypothetical. NCBI's taxonomy places the organism in Eukaryota, Metazoa, Annelida, Clitellata, Rhynchobdellida, Glossiphoniidae. The coding region runs from base 1 to 447 and encodes 148 amino acids. The record is from RefSeq and is a predicted model, not a curated record. The transcript is spliced from 2 exons.